CAAUGUGUUCAGGCCAAACUGCAAAGUGCAUCUGAGACUGUUCAACUCUAGCCAAACUGUUUCGACUUCGACAUCUUUGUUCUUGGCUCAUACUCUCCUGCUAGCAUCCUCAACCUCACAGACCGCAGAGGUAGAAAAAUGGCACGUUUUAGGGCCCCUUCAGUCGACAGCGAGGAUGACGACCAAAUGUCUUCAUCCGAGCAGCAACAAUCUGAGGGAUCUGAAUACGUACCUUCACAUCACGAAGACGAAGAAUACGUGAGCGAGGAAUACGAGGAAACGAGCGAGGAAGAUGAGGACACGUCGGUGACCCCACCACCAGUGGACGAGAAGCGCGUCGAUGCUAGCGUAAUUCCAUGGGCAAGGGAGAUCGGAGUGGAACCCCAACGGAUGCAUGUUAUGCAGUCAACUCUGUUCAGACUACCAGAGGAAGCAGCUGCAUUCAAGGAGGUUAGUCAACUCCCGGCGCGGCGAAGGUUACUACAGCAGCCCAAUUUAAGUCGGAAGCAUAGUAGAGAUUCAGAGGGAGAUGGUCUUCGCGCAGAGUCGCGACCGCGAGCCUCAUUUGCCGCUAAUGUCGAACCUCAACCUUUCAAACCAACACGUAAAUAUGCCCGUGUAGAUAGCUCUGCAUCCGCUGUACGAGGGAAUGAAAGUCUUCUGGUCGAUGCCGGACUAGCGAUGGGUCGGUCAUUCCGGGUUGGCUGGGGACCAGGCGGGAAAAUUGUUCAUGUGGGCGCGCUUUGUGGCGUAUCGAGUAAAUCAAAGUCCUCAGCCAACUCGUCUGUCGUUCACAUUACGACUGUACCCGUCUUCUCGACCUCAGAGAAAGAAGCAAGUGAGCGAGCAUCAAGGUUGCUCUCUUGCAACCUUCAGCAUUCGCCCAUAGAACAUGAUGCGGACGGCGUGCCAUGCGCGAACCCAUCAAAAGAUCUGUCUUUCUCUUCAUUUGCGUCGCUAUUCCCUUCAAAUGACCGAUCGUUUGAGGCGAACCUUUUUCGCCUCGGUCAAGCCUUGUUUGAUCAUUUGGAAUUAAGCGUCCCGGAUGCACUUGGUGCAGAUAUUCGGGCCAAAAUUGCCAUUAUGCGACGGAGACGCGCCUUUUCGGACUGCCUGCAAUCUGCUGUUGCAUCAUCCGUUGACAGCGACGUCCGAGGACGUGCCGCUGAGGACUGGGCUGCCACGGUUUACGCCUUCCUCACAGGAAACCAACUGGACAAGGCAUGCGACGCAGCGAUAGAUGCUGGCAACGUAAAGCUUGCUACCCUAUUAUCACAAGUGCCUGGUGACCAAGAAUUUAGGGAAGACCUCCGCAUGCAGUUGGCGUUGUGGCAGGAGCAGCGUAUUGACGCUCACAUCGACGUAAACGUUCGGAGGAUUUAUGCACUUUUGGCGGGUGUAGUGGAUAUCCUAGAGGGUUCGAAAGGCACGGGGCCUGAACGAUGUCCUGACUUGUCUCUGGCGGCUGACUUGGAUUGGAAGCGCGCUUUCGGACUGCAUCUUUGGUUCGGUCAACGAAUGGAUACCCCGAUUGCUGAUGCGUUCACUUCGUACUGUCGUGCAUCGGAAGAUACCUCUACUAAUACUUCUCAGCCUAUACCAUGGUACAGAGAAAGUAGCGCUUCAGACGAAUCAGAGUUCUUGUGGAAACUCCCUCAAGAUUCACAUCCUCCGGAUGCCUUAUUUUCACUCAUCCGGCUGUUCUCCGAGCCUUCGUGUUCGCUCUCGGACAUCCUCACCCCUCUGUCGUUCAGCUCGAGCCCGGUGGAUUACAGAUUACCCUGGCAUCUCUACAUUGUACUCUCACGAUGCCUUCGAGUGCGUGAUUUCGCAGACCGAGGGGAGCCUGUCGUGGAUUCUCUCCCAAAUGACGAAACUGAUAACGAGCCGAGAGUUGAAGGGCAUAGUCCGAGUGCAGAUUUGCUUGCUAAUAGCUAUGCUCACCAACUGGAGAAAGUUGGUCUCAUUCAAGAAGCUGUGUUUGUUCUACUGCACAUCGAAGGAUCAGCUGGGAGACGCCGGGCGAUCAAAGACCUUCUUUCACGAUCAGCAUCCAGAUUGGAUGACUAUAUGACCCGUGGACUCGUCGGAAGCCUCAAGAUUCCGCUUACAUGGGUGAACGAAGCCAAAGCUACUUACGCUUUGAGUGAAGGCGCAGUAUACCGCGCAUACGAGCUUUACCUCAGUGCAGAGAUGUAUAACGCCGCGCAUAACAUCGCCGUUCUGGAGCUAGCUCCCGAUGCUGUGAUCCGCGAAGAUCUUGAGUUGCUGACAAACCUGUUCCAAAAGUUUGUUGGUCAGCCCGUGGACGACUGGAAUCUACGUGGGAAGCUUUUCCUUGACUACGUCCAUGCGAUGACGCGCCUGCCAAAACUACGGGAACACAUCAUACAAAUCGACGCAGUGCCCGACGCGAGUCAAGCUACUGAACUGGAAGAACUGUCGCGUAGCGUGCCAAAGCUUAUCAGCCUGUUACCUGAUGUCCUGCCCGAUCAUAAUAACCUUCGUUACAAGGCGGCUCUGUCAGAAAUGAUCACCGGCCUUACUUUACAGCUCGACCAAGUUCGGCCUCUCGCGAUUCAGUCCCAGUUGAGAGCUCCUUUGACUACGGAGGCGACACGUCUACGACAUAUACACGCUACGGCCUACGAGAGGUUCCUCCGUACAAUCCAAGUCGCGUAAUACUGGUCACAUUCCAUUGCGUAAUAAUAUCUGAUUAUCUGAACACUGUACUCCAAAGACAAUCUUGCUUGUGCCAUUAUAUACUAUGCAAUGGUAAGCAUAAGGAUGAUAGCUCACUACUGUCGGCUUCCUCUCCUCCAGUUGUGAAGUUCUCUUGCUCGAGCUCCCGCGCUUUACAUGACACAGCAUCAUCAUAGAAUCAUGUUUACUCCAAGGUAACUACGUAAUCUCUGUGACUUGCAACAAAGCGGUAUCUCUGCACGUACAGUACAAAGCGUCAAAGUCGAAUGUGUGGUAAUGACCGAAGCGAAACUGAAUUGCUGCAAUUCACGAUCAUUCUCACCUUCCCCCUUCCCGUCCGUUUCCCGCUUGAAAAUAUCUAGGUGAAGUAAGCCGUCAGGAGAACUUAACUCCGAUUAGCUUCGAAAGUACAAGUGAGCACGAAAAGAGAGUCAAAAAAUAGUACUAAAUUCG
Molecule: messenger RNA, 3156 nt
Organism: Somion occarium
Lineage: Eukaryota; Fungi; Basidiomycota; Agaricomycetes; Polyporales; Cerrenaceae
Source: the annotation of a GenBank genome assembly